Topomyia yanbarensis is the source of this 641-nucleotide messenger RNA. It is a transcript of the gene mRpL18, whose product is annotated as large ribosomal subunit protein uL18m. Gene Ontology annotation, molecular function: structural constituent of ribosome; 5S rRNA binding. The record is from RefSeq and is a predicted model, not a curated record. Gene Ontology annotation, cellular component: mitochondrion; ribosome. The transcript is spliced from 3 exons. Bases 61 to 576 code for a protein of 171 amino acids. Gene Ontology annotation, biological process: translation. Lineage: Eukaryota; Metazoa; Arthropoda; Insecta; Diptera; Culicidae.
CCUGUAACUGGUUGUAAUUGAAAUCCUGUAAUCAGCUGGAAGCUACAAAUAGAACGUACAAUGGCUAGCUCGAAACGUAUAUAUCAUAAAAUUCAGGCACUGAAUAAAUGCAACGAAGGCGCAAAAUAUUUGGUGAAUCGGAAUCCUCGAAAUUUGGAACGAUUACGCAUUGCGUACAAACCUGACGGUUACCAUCUGGAAAAGCCUGGCCGCAGUUAUUGGCACAAAUUGGACCUGAUUGCUAGUAACAAAUAUGUUACAGCAAAGCUGAAACACAACCAAAAUGGGACUGUUGUCGAAAGCAGUACAUCCGAAUGGGCAAUAAAGCAGUAUUUAUUCAAAGGGAAUGACACAUCUGCAUACAUCAAUUUGGCUAAAAUUUUUGCUCUUCGUUGCAUGGAAGCGGGAUUGACCGAGAUGCGUUGCGAUCUGCAACCUAUACAGGAUGGUAAGGUUGAUAAAUUUCUGAAAACGUUAAUUGAAUGCGGAAUCAGUCUACAAGAACCGAAUAGGAUAAAAGCAGUACAGCCAUGGGAUAUGGAUCGACCAGAAAAGCCAUGGGAGGUUAUUGAAUGAUACAAUGCCAAGUUCGAGUUAUCUAUAAUUUAUUAGUCGAUUAAAUCAUUUUUUUCUGCACAUUU